GUUGGCUUAUAACGGUCAAAUUUUGCCGGACUGCAUUUGCAUUUGCACCUGAAUCCAUUAUUGAACGGGGUGGGAUUUGAGCUGGAAGCUGGUAUCAAUGGCGACGCUAUUAUCAUGUACCUUCAAAUCCGUGAAGCCCCAUCAUCCUGUUCCCAAACCCUCUCCUUCCUCAACACCUUCAAAAUCUUUAACCAUCAAAUCAUCGCAAUCUCCGUCCUCUUCGUCACCGCCUAAUUCAGCAUCAAAAUCAAAAUCGCGGUGGUCGGUGUACUUGAUCCUUUCCACCAAUCCGCCCAUCAAAACCUACGUCGGCGUCACCACCAAUUUCUCUCGCCGUUUGAAAGAACAUAAUGGCGAGCUUAAAGGAGGUGCAAAAGCUUCCCGUGCAGGAAGGCCGUGGAUAUGUGCUUGCCUUAUUCGAGGAUUUAUGGACAGAAGUGAAGCUUGUGCAUUUGAGACAAGAUGGAAACAACUUUCAAGGAAAUUGCCAUGUAAAGGAAAGGGUAACGAGGAGCAGAAACUGGAAGAAACUAAAUCUGUUCUGUUAUUGAAACACAGAUACGCAGCUCUAGAUCAAGUUAAGAAUUCAAUUGAUUGCAGUCACUUAAAAAUUGUCUGGCAUUCUAAUCCUUAUUGACUUUAGCUUUUCCGCCAAAAAAACAGUAAGACAAUGCAUUGUCAUGUAUACAUUUGCAUACAUGACUUGGGGAAAUUCUACAAUAUGAUACCUCAAAUUUAGUGUUACUACAACAUUUCAAUCUUGAUACUAUAUGUUCCUUAGUUUGGUACUAUAUGCUCUUUAGCUUUGUACUAUAAGUUAUCAUGAUAUGUACCAAACCGAGGACUAUGUAGUAUUAAACUGAAGAGCUUAUAGUAUCAAAACUACAAUGUUGUACAGAGUAGUAACAGAAAACUUGAGAUAUCAUACCUUAAAGUGCACCGUAGAAUUUUCCAUGAAAUUUAUUGCAGUUUGUAUUAGGAGGAACAGCAGGCCACAGCUAUUGAUAUACUUUAUUAUGUAAUUAUUCCUAGAUCUUUGUACAUGCAGGAGAACACUUGCAGAUGUGCCCUACAUUAGAUACCCACCUUCCAAGAAUAUAUAUAUGUAUGUUGUACUUUUUCUUAAACCAUUGAAGUGUCAAUAUUACAAUAUACCAGUUCUUUUA
Messenger RNA from Ipomoea nil (Japanese morning glory), 1166 nucleotides. RefSeq names its product structure-specific endonuclease subunit slx1. Bases 98 to 637 code for a protein of 179 amino acids. Gene Ontology annotation, molecular function: crossover junction DNA endonuclease activity; 5'-flap endonuclease activity. Lineage: Eukaryota; Viridiplantae; Streptophyta; Magnoliopsida; Solanales; Convolvulaceae. Gene Ontology annotation, biological process: double-strand break repair via homologous recombination. The transcript has 3 exons. The record is from RefSeq and is a predicted model, not a curated record. Gene Ontology annotation, cellular component: Slx1-Slx4 complex.